This is a messenger RNA of Mugil cephalus (flathead mullet), 3248 nucleotides long. RefSeq names its product alpha-1,6-mannosylglycoprotein 6-beta-N-acetylglucosaminyltransferase B (gene mgat5b). Gene Ontology annotation, molecular function: alpha-1,6-mannosylglycoprotein 6-beta-N-acetylglucosaminyltransferase activity. Gene Ontology annotation, cellular component: Golgi apparatus. Bases 402 to 2783 code for a protein of 793 amino acids. The transcript has 18 exons. Lineage: Eukaryota; Metazoa; Chordata; Actinopteri; Mugiliformes; Mugilidae. The record is from RefSeq and is a predicted model, not a curated record. Gene Ontology annotation, biological process: protein N-linked glycosylation.
UGCUGUUCCAGCUUGAACCUGUAGAUGUCGCUGUCACUAAAGAGCAGCUGAUAGGAGGAAGACACAGUCAGAGCUCCAAACACUCAGCAGGAUCCGUGCGCACCGAGCGGCUCCUGUCUCCAGGACGCUUAGCGUCGUUUUGUGGGUUUAAUCGAGAAGUUAUUCGCGGAUAAUCGCCGGACAUUCGCUCCCGUUCAGCGUCGCCAUGAAGGAGCAUUCUGUGCUCGCGCUCUGCAGGACGCAUCUGCGGGAUUUCCGCUGAAGUUGUCCGGGUCGCGCGGAGCGGCUGCCAGGCUGCGGGAAGUUACCCCUGGACUCGGUGCCCUUCGGUCUCCAGGAAUCAAAGUUAUGGCUCGGACGCCAGCGGACGCACGAAGCUGCUCCACGUCUGAGCGCGGACAAUGAGCGCAGCCGGCAGCGAGCUUUCCACGAUGCUGAGGAGAUGUCUGCUCACUUUCAGACCGUUCAGGAUCUUCGUGGUGGGGAUCGGCUUCUUCAGCCUGUGCUUUCUAAUGACCUCUCUCGGGGGCCAGUUCUCAUCCAAGCGACCCGGAGAUCCCCCCUUCACGGUGCGAGCCGAAGUGCUCGCUGGCCAUGAGUCUCGAGGCGUCCUGAGGAAAAUCAGCGACAUGCUGGAGGUGAUCAUGAAGAGGAUGGACGCUCUGUCUAAGCUGGGAAACACCACGGACGCCCACAGGCUGGAGGAGCUCAGCUCGGCCCUGGACAGGUACGACAGGAUCCAGCCCGUGGGAUUGGUGGAGCGGAUCCAGGCCAUCGCCCAGAACAUGUCUGACAUGGCGGUGAGGGUGGAGCAGAUCCUGCAGCGAAGCAUGGCCGGCAGCAGAGUCAGGGACGGAGCGUUCGGACAGUGUGAGAUUCCCAAAGAUCCUCGCUACCCGGACUGUCCCAGCAAGAUGGAUUGGAUGCGAGCACGUUGGACCUCGGACCCCUGCUACGGCUUUUAUGGCGUCGACGGCUCCGACUGCUCCUUCCUCAUCUACCUGAGCGAGGUGGAGUGGUUCUGCCCCCCGCAGGCCUGGAGGAACCAGACCGCCACCCCCACCCUGAAGCCUCCACCCAAGAAACAGGCCGUCUUCCAGUCGGACGUCGGGCCCCUGCUGGAGCAGGUGGGCGGGGCCAAGGAGUCUCUGAGCUUCAUGAAGAGGCGCAUGCGCAGACUGGCGGCGCAGUGGGCCUCGGCCGCUCGGCGCCUGGACGGGAAACUGCAGGAGCGCUGGAGAGAGAGGAAGAGGGUUCUCAUCCACGUGGGCUUCCUGACCGAGGAGUCCGGGGACGUGUUCAGUCCUAAGGUGCUGAAGGGGGGUCCUCUGGGCGAGAUGGUGCAAUGGGCCGACAUCCUCACAGCCCUCCACGUGCUGGGACACGACCUGAAGAUCUCGUUCUCUCUCAAGGAGCUGCACGGGUUUCUGGGCGUCCCCCCUGGAAGAGGAAGCUGCCCUCUGACCGGCCCGCUGCCCUUUGACCUCAUCUACACCGACUACCACGGCCUGCAGCAGAUGAAGCAGCACAUGGGUCUUUCGCUGAGGAAGCACAAGUGCCACAUCCGAGUGAUCGACACCUUUGGCACGGAGCCGGCCUACAACCACGAGGAGUACGCCACCCUGCACGGAUACAGGACCAACUGGGGCUACUGGAACCUCCACGGACAGCAGUUCAUGACCAUGUUCCCUCACACUCCAGACAACUCGUUCAUGGGUUUCGUGGCGGAGGAGCUGAACGAGACGGAGAAGCUGAACAUCCAGAGGAACAAGGUUAACAACAUGGCCGUGGUGUACGGGAAAGAAGCCAGCAUGUGGAAGCUCCAGGGCAAAGAAAACUUCCUGGCGAUCCUGCACCGCUACAUGGAGAUCCACGGGACGGUGUACUACGAGACGCAGCGCCCCCCAGAGGUGCCCGCCUUCGUCAAGAACCACGGUCUGCUGCCUCAGCAGGAGCUGCAGCAGCUCCUCAGGAAGGCCAAGCUGUUCAUCGGAUUCGGUUUCCCGUACGAAGGCCCCGCCCCCUUGGAGGCCAUAGCCAAUGGCUGCAUCUUUCUGCAGCCCAAGUUCGACCCUCCACACAGCUCUCUCAACCACGACUUCUUCAGGGGGAAGCCCACGUCCAGGAAGGUAUCCUCCCAGCAUCCCUACGCGGAGCAGUACAUCGGCCGGCCGCACGUCCUCACCAUCGACUUCAAUAACUCUGAAGAGUUCGAUGCGACCAUCCGUGAAAUCAUGAGGAUCGAUGUGAAGCCGUUCCUGCCCUAUGAGUACACCUGUGAGGGGAUGCUGGAGAGACUUCACGCCUACAUCCAGAACCAGGACUUCUGUUCCCCCGAAGCUCCGUUUCCUCCGCUGAACUCGUCUCAGACCUGGCUGAGUCCCUUCAUCCUCGUGCCCGGCUCCAGGCUCCUGACCUGGGCCUCCAACGCCAGCAGCGCCGUCUCGUCCUGGCCGCCCCUCUCCGCCCUGAGGCUGACGGCGUCGCUGCAGGGUCAGUCCUGUGUGAGGGCGUGUCAGGCCGAGGGGCUGGUCUGUGAGCCGGCGUUCUACCGCUUCAUCAACAUCAAAGAGGCCUUUAGCGCGCUGGACCUGGAGUGUGAGGGAGUGGAGUCUGAGGCGAACCACCUCUUUCCUGCCUUCUCCGUGGAUCACGCUGAAUGCAGCCUGCAGCAGGACCCGCUGCUGUUCAGCUGCGCCGGCUCCAGCACCAAACACCAGCGCCUCUGCCCCUGCAGGGACUAUCGCGACGGCCAGGUGGCGCUGUGCAGGGACUGCCUAUGACCAGCGGAGGCUCUUUUUAAAUUCCUGGACAGACGCAGGUGAAAAGUGACUCUCUUUCCUCUGACCGAGGAGCGGCUGCCAAAGUGGGUAAGGUGUUAAUAACUCUCUCAGGGAACUGCAUGAUUGUACUUUGAGUCCGGUGAGUGUGAAGCCUCAGCUUCGAGGUUUUAUUGGCUGCGUCAGGGCCACGGCUUUUAAACGAAACGCGUAACACGAUCGAUGAAUCGGUUAUUUUAGAAGAAGAAACGGCGAAAGCAAAGAGAAAGCUCUGAUUUAAAAAACAGAAAAACAUAAAUAAAAAAAAUGCUUGAACCUCACGAUGUUUACUCGGUGUAGUGUGAUCAUAGUGGAGUUUGGAUAUUUGUACUAGAUGCACCCAAAGCCAUUUGCACCAUGUCGAGAUGUACUAUUUUAAAUGUGAUGGACGGAUUUGUACAUAAGUGUUGUUUAAUAAAACACGGGGGA